Lagopus muta (rock ptarmigan) is the source of this 1389-nucleotide messenger RNA. RefSeq lists its product as uncharacterized. The record is from RefSeq and is a predicted model, not a curated record. The coding region runs from base 104 to 1351 and encodes 415 amino acids. NCBI's taxonomy places the organism in Eukaryota, Metazoa, Chordata, Aves, Galliformes, Phasianidae. The transcript has a single exon.
UUUUUCUACUGAUAGGUUGCUGUUUUGGGGAUAUGUAGAUAACAUAACUGCUUGCGAAAAGUACUUUACUUCAGGUGCUAAUAUUUCGGCUUGCCUGAUCCGCAUGCUGAAUACAUCACUUUCGUGGGACCCCCCUGAAUUGCUGCUUAUGGGUUCUCAGAGCGUAGGUAAUAAUUCAGAGGGAUGCAUAUGUUUUGAACAAUUUGCCUUACAAGGAUCGCUUUCCCAACGUGGGAUUGCGCAGGAUCUCCUUAAGAGGGGUAGGCCUUUGUUGUGGGACUCCAGCCGUAAUAGAACCAUCCCACACACGCUUGUUAACCCGCUGAACAGUGCGGUGUUCAGGUGGUCUGGCCUGUACUGUGGGUCCGUGGUAAAUCGUACUCGGCAGUGGUAUAAUUUCAAAACCGCAAAUGGGUGGAAAGGUUCCCUGUGUAACAAUUGUACAUUGCCAGAGCAGUGGUGCAAUAUCACCACGAGUGACUGUUGCUGCAACAUCACACAAUCUUGGCCGCAGGGAGGGUACGGAUACGCCCGCAGGAGGCCACAAUAUAAUGUCGCCACCGGAAAACUAUGGAAAGGUAAAUUUGAUGAUAAUGGUCUGGAUAGGAGUAAUGAGAGAGUUAGUGUUGUCGGAGGUUCAAAGAUGUUACCACCAGGGGUGUUCCUGGUAUGUGGUGACAGGGCUUGGCAGGGUAUCCCGAGGAUACCGGUGGGGGGACCAUGUUACCUGGGGAAAUUAACUAUUCUAUCACCAAGCAUCUCUGAGUGGGUACAAUUGGUCAGGGACAUGAGUAAAGGGACUCGGAAAAGGCGAAGUAUUCCCACCCUAGGAUCAGACUGCGGUGACGAGGUACACCUUUGGGGACCAACGGCACGAAUAUUUGCAUCCAUCCUGGCUCCGGGAGUAGCCGCAGCUCAAGUGCUUAAGGACAUAGAAAGACUAGCUUGUUGGUCCGUGAAACAGGCCAACAUGACUUCUGCGCUCCUAAGCGAACUACUCAUGGACACUGAUAGCCUUAGGCAUGCUGUGCUCCAGAAUAGAGUGGCGAUCGACUUCCUACUCCUGGCACAGGGUCAGGGAUGCAACGACUUUGAAGGGAUGUGUUGUUUCAAUUUAAGCGAUCACAGUGAAUCGCUACAUAAGAAGUUACAACUGUUAAAGGAACAUACAAAAAAGAUUGGAAUACAGGAAGAUCCCUUCGGAAAUUGGUUGGAGAAUUUGUUUGGUGGGAUUGGGCCAUGGCUUAAGCAGUUGCUUAAAGCGUUAGUAAUAGGGCUGUUUAUAUUUUUGGGGUUAAUGUUGUGUUGUGAUGUAUCUUUCGAUGUUUACGAGGUUGUAUACAACGAAUGACUGAGAAAAUGAUCUACACGCAAUUGGAAUAUUGUAGG